Neltuma alba is the source of this 2459-nucleotide messenger RNA. RefSeq lists its product as uncharacterized. The coding region runs from base 152 to 1693 and encodes 513 amino acids. The record is from RefSeq and is a predicted model, not a curated record. NCBI's taxonomy places the organism in Eukaryota, Viridiplantae, Streptophyta, Magnoliopsida, Fabales, Fabaceae. The transcript has 5 exons.
ACUUCUUCCGUCGUGUUAGGGCUAUUGGAGUUUCAGCUAUUUCCGCAUCUCCAAGCUUCUCCGUUCACAGCAGCGAGGCCAAAUUAACGUGAUUGCACUUCAUUUCCAUCGAGCCAUAAUCGGAAGAAUACUAUCUUCCUCUAGCCGCAAGAUGAUUGAUUUGUUUUUGACGGAGCCCUGCUGGGAUGAAGAUGUGGAUAGCGGUGACUCAAUGAAACUGAGAAUAUCCCUCUUGAAAGAGUUGGAAUCUACUAUAUGGUCGUUGAUCAUGUCAGGAAGUCGAUCAGAAGCUCGACUAUGGCUUUGUAACACCAUUGCAGGAAUGACUUCCAUCACUUGUCACCAUCAGUGCGAGUUAUUUAUGGAUUUACUUAGAUCACAGAAGCAGGGUUUAGCUUCUCAACUUUUGCAUAUGAUGUUUGAGAAGAAACCACAGAUGGGGGGAUCCAUUUUAGCAAAGAGAAGUCACGUACUCGAAAAUUUUUUUGAAGGUAAUCCAAAGCGUGUCUUGCAGUGGUUUGUUAAUUAUUCCUCUGGCAGUGGACUAGAGCUGGGAAAAGGUGCAAAGGCGUUGGCCCAAUUUGCAUUCAAAAAUAGGGAUAUUUGUUGGGAAGAGUUAGAGUGGAAGGGAAAACAUGGGCAAUCACCAGCAGUAGUUGCUACAAAGCCUCAUUAUUUUCUUGAUUUAGACAUCCAGCAAACUGUAGAAAAUUUUCUGGAGAAUGUUCCUGAAUUUUGGUCUUCCAAUGAGUUUGCUGAGUCAGUGAAAGACGGUGAUAUUUUUUUCAUUGACAGGCAAUUCUUUGUGCAAUAUUUUAUAGAUUUAAUGUAUAAAGAUGACGCAAGAGACAUAUGGGAAGUUAUAGAUGAAUUCCUCACGGAGCAGCCAUUUUCUUCUUUGUGUCACCGCCUUCUUAUAGCUCUUGAAGAGCAGGAUUUAUUCAACUUUUUGAAACUGCUUCGUAGGUUUCUUUACCCAGUAAUGGAAUCUAAACAUGUCAAUGGCCUAUCUAAUUUGUUUGAGAUCGUACUUGUAAAGUGCGAAAUUCCUGGAUCUAUUGACCAGAUGCUACUGUUAAAUGCUAUCAUUACCCAGGGAAGGCAGAUUCUUCGUCUUCUGCGUGAUGAAGAUGCCCAAAAUUCACAGGAAAGAAUCAAAGAAAUUGUCUCAAGGAUAUCUGCAAUACCAAGCAACUCCAAUAGCUUAAUUCCAUUCUUUAAGAAUGCUUGCAAGAUGUCAACUUCAGAAGUGAUAAAGUGUCUGGGACUUCAGUGUUGGGUUCUUUAUUGUAGAAUGUCGCAUGAAUGCCAUACUCCCGAGUCAUGGGAGUCUGUCUUUCUGAAUAAUCAUAUUGGUUUCCGCAGCUCCAACAAAUAUGCGUUGCUAGGUGAUGAUGGAUCAUCAGAUGAACAUCUUUACAGUAAUGAUUGUACUGCUUCAAUAGUAGAUAAAAGUAGGAAGAAACAGAAGGCUCGGAAGAAGAGGAGGAGGAACCGUGAUCUUGAUGAUGAUUAUGGUGAUGGACUGCUGAAUUUUGAUUCUACAAGUGAGAAGUUGGAUUUGCUAUCAAAUUCUGGGAGAUGGUUGCUUUCAACUGAUGGGUAUCUUGCAACAUGGACUAAUGUAGAUUUACCUGACCACCUUCAUUUACAUUGCUUGUCAAAGUGGAUAACAUGGCUUUUUGCCAAGUGAGGUCAAAGCCUACUUCAAUGAGUCUGCAGAACGGAUGUUGGACCGGAAGCUGCUGGAUGGAAAUAUUAGUUACAAUGACAUUUGGCAUCUGCAUAUGGAGAAAACUCCACCCAUUUAAUGGAAAGCACGCGUUGGUUCUUGAAUCUGCAUGUUCUUUGGCUUUUUGAUAGCAGCACAGAUGCUUCUGUUUGAAGAUUACUGCCAAGGUACGUGGCUCCUGUGUAAAAGGCAAAGCUCUGGAUAUUAUCAGGGAAAUGCAGCUUUGGAAGUUGUGAAUCCUCUUCAAACGGUGAGCUCAUUCUGUGAAGCUGAUAAAGAGUCGUUGAAUGCUGAAAGCUUUGCUUCAUGAACUGCUACAGUCCAAGGACUCUCGGUCAUCGGUCGAACCCUGGUGUCAGAAUGACCAUCCCCAAAGCUGCGAAGGCCCUAGCCUGGCAAGGUUUCCACUUGAGUUGCACCAUGAUUGAUAUAUGAGCAAUGCAACUAUGUAAUUUCUGCACACCACACCACAACUUACAGGUGUUCCCAGUAUAUAUAUGGUAGACGGGCAAGUCAUCCCCUGGCUAAGGCCCCCUUUUUAAGCAAAAGAGGCGGCCAAUAAUUAACUUACCAUCUCUGUUAUUAUUGUAUUGUUCGGCUUCCAAUGUUCCGGUCUAUCAAUAAAACUAUUCGAACCCAUUUUUGAGCUUGUAACUAGUUUGGUUAAAAGCGCCGCAACAUAUUACGGUUGAUUUUUAUAAAUGUGAUUGAAGUUGAAUUAUUCUAA